AUGUCCGACGUUGUCGUUCCGUCCUUCUUCCCCACUCCCACGGAGAUCGCUGGCGGGAUUCGAUGGGCCCAACGACAUCCACUUGUAGCCACGGUGGCUGCUGCUGCUGCAGCAACGGCCGUGAGUGUCUUGACGUACUUGCAAACCGCCACGAAAGACGAGAUUGCUCCGAACAAAGUUCCCGUGUUGGUAGCUAGCCCCUGCAAGAACCCGACCGAAGCUCCUGAUGUCUGCAGUAGCACGGAGAGCGACGCGUCGACGCCAUCAAGAGAUCGAAGCAGGAGUCGGUUGUGCAACUUGGAAAUGGACGACACCUCGUUGUGUCGGGAACUGGACCAAGUCUUGCCAGAGGCAGAUGGAGGAGGCCUUUCGUCGCCACAGUGGGGAUGGUACGUGUCGACCACGCCACCCGACGACCAUUACUAG
This is a messenger RNA of Peronospora matthiolae, 426 nucleotides long. The record is from the annotation of a GenBank genome assembly. Lineage: Eukaryota; Oomycota; Peronosporomycetes; Peronosporales; Peronosporaceae.